This is a messenger RNA of Nothobranchius furzeri (turquoise killifish), 3314 nucleotides long. Its product is annotated as transmembrane protein 100. Gene Ontology annotation, biological process: cellular response to BMP stimulus. NCBI's taxonomy places the organism in Eukaryota, Metazoa, Chordata, Actinopteri, Cyprinodontiformes, Nothobranchiidae. Gene Ontology annotation, cellular component: plasma membrane. The record is from RefSeq and is a predicted model, not a curated record.
UUAUAUAUAUAUUUCCUGGCACCACAAUGUGCCGAGUGUACAGUGAGCUGUCGAGGAGCCACCAGCCUGUGUAGAGAGAGACUCCGUCAGAGCAGGAAGACACGAAGUAUUCCGUGCCAGAGCUGAUCACAUCAAGGACUCCCAAAAGCACCACAGCUGAUCCGGCCGGGAUUCACCAGCCCACACAGUUAGGAUGGGGUGUACAACGGGCCAUUUUACUUGUCAGCCGCAACCCCAGGCAAACUCUGGGCAGGAGAAUCAGUCCCUUGAGGCUGAUGGAGCCAAAGUUCCUGAAGUGCUCUCCUCUCUGGAGCGUUUGUCCCAAGCUACUGGGGGCAUGGAGAAGUCCUGGUACCGCUGCAUCUUUCCCUUUGGGAUCAUCUCUUUAGUAAUCGGGGUUGCAGGAACGGGGGUGACCUACACUUACGAUGACCUGCCACAGAUUAAAGUUGUGGCGGUGGUGUUACUCAUCACGGGCCUCGUACUGUUGAUGACGGCAACUGCUUGUUGGUCUCUCCACAAGAAGAAGAGGAGGAAAAAGAAGGAGAGAGAGUCGCUGACAUCGGAGCAGUGUCCCCUGUGAAGCCCGUGGAGGAAAAAAGUUAUGAGAAUAUAAAGCAGAGACAACGCUCAGUGUUCAAGUGGGCUAAAGGUCUGGCUAAAGAGACUCCUCCUUCCAGAGCCAAAUCCCGUUUUUAUUUAUCACCGUUUGGCUGAGUGGAACUUGAGAGGCCAGAAUGUUGAAGAUCUGUUGAGUUUUGAAUGAGCGAAGAUGGAUCACAGCGUCUCACAUGAUCUUUAAUCAUCAUCAGCAGGUGUCCCAUGUCAAAACAACCACGGAGGACACACACACUCAAAUAUACACUGCAGGCAUAAUAACAUGCACCGAGAGGUUCUCGGCGUUGUAUGUGCGGACACCUAACACGCUAUGCAGGACUGCCGGAGUCCGUGCUGCCGUCAUUGGGCACGUCAGUCACAGAAUUCCUCUUCCCAGGACAGGUGACUCUCCGAGCGGCCAGCAGUGGGCCAAAGUCUGAUACCUGACACCCAGACGAAAGAGCAGUGCACCCGCGUCAGCGACCAACGUCAUUCACUCGUCCUGUGACACUGCAGCAAUGUGUUGGGGGCUUUUUUUACACAGUGGAAGACUGGAACUUGAGUCCACCCGGAUCUUACUGGCAUCUGCAUGGGUGAUGAACCCGAGAGGGCAGGAGACCUGCUGGGAAGAGCAAGUGAAAUUUCUGGACUUAAAUACAGAGGAACUAAAGAUUUGCACACAUGUCCAAGAAGUUGAAGUCCAGUGAGCAAAGAGAAGUCUCGUAGCUUCAGCUGUACGUCAGACGCAGAGGGCACAGACUGAUUGAUUGCCUUCCUGUCAGUGUGUGAGCAUUUACACUCAGACCUGUCUAUGGAGAUGGUGGUGGGGGGGGGGGGGGGUUGAAGGACACUGCAUGAUGGAACAUGCCGCUGCAGGGGCACUCUGAGGGAUCCUACUCCUUUGUGGCCCCUCCCGUUUGGUGCCUUGAGCAAGCACCCAUGGAAAAACGCUCCAUCACAUUCCCCUCUUUCCAUCUCAACUUCUGAGAAUUCACCACCCGGCUGUUUCUCCUUUGACCCGAUGGGGCUUUCUGCACCUAUCACAUCCUGUUCAUCCUUAGCGUAUGAACCAAUCGCAAUCAUUUGCUUAUUUUGGUAUAGCUCAGGAGGGGUGUUUAAAGCCUUUUGAUGCACAUUUCAGGCACACGUUCAAAUCUCAUCAAGCCCAUUUGAAUAGUCUUUGCCCUUUUUUACCAAAGAAAUGUAAUCAUGUGCUCUCCCACCGAGGAAGGAUUAGUAAAAGUGAAAUCCCCGUGUCAUCCUGGGGUCAGUGCUGUUUUCUGGUUAGCACUGACUCUUUGGGACUGGGGUUUCCUUUUCCCACAUGUUUUCUUUUAAAGAGUGAAUGUAGCUGCACUUACUGAUGUGAACAGAGGUGUUCUGUCAGAGUGCAAUAUACAGUAGGGGACGGCAUUUUGUUUGUGUCUUAAACUCUUUUUAUGACUGAAUGUAAUAAGUAGAAAAGCAAAAGAUGAAUUGCAGAAGGAACAAAUUCAAUGUACAGACAGUGAACUGGAGUUUUGCUGCUCGUCUCCAUGUGAAUGACUCGACCAACACUGCUGGAUCCUUAAGAGCUCCUAUUGAUCCAAGUUAGAAUGAAGUGAUGCUUGCCGAGGAAAUUGCGUCUAUACAUGCAAGGGUAGAAGUCAGAACCAAAGACCAUCUCAGAGGUACAGCUAGCAAACCUGAUCCUGCCUGUUUGCAGCAUCAGUCUGGAUCAGUCAUUUCUCAGUUAUUCAGUCACUGCACAUGUGGAGCUUUGCACAACAGUUGUCAGCUUGACCAACUUCUACAAGAGCAGUAGAGCGAAAACAAGCUAGUCAUAACGGUUGCUUCAUCUCAGAGGUCAUUCUUGUGAGAUUCACAUGGAAGCAGGGACUGACCCCUGCAGUUAUCAGGAUCCGUCCAGCUUAGAACAACUUGAGUAUUUAACAGGAAAAACGUUACAGUGCUGGAGGGAACCGUUAAAAUUACAGCUGCACUGGAGCAGAGUUGGUCUUUUAGAAGACUUAUUCCCAAAGAAGUGAGAGCUAACAUAGAGAACACAUGCUCACGUUAAGCUGUGUUACACACACGCACACACACACACACACACACACACAUAUAUAUACAUAUAUGGAGAGAGAGGGAGGGAGAGAGAACAGUGGUUUCCUCUGAACACCAAGACAAGAGAAAAGCACUCAAAUUAAAUUUCAACUGAACAGGCUGUCUGCCAUCACAGCUGUCUUUGGUGAAGGUUCGGAAUGGCAAACAGAGUUUUUCAACUCCGGCUUACAUUAUAGAAAUAACUGAGGCAUUAAUGUUUCCAUGUAUAAUACAUUUUUAAGGCAUGAACAUUUCUAGCAAAGAAACAAAUGAAGUGAGGUACAUGGUUAUUUUCACCUUGGCUUGUGCACCAGUGCAGUUUUCACUGUGUUUUAUGGCUAUGCUUACUGACGAUCCAGAUUUAUUGUGCCAGUAUGAAUCGACAGUGACAGAAUAUUUGUUAGAGAUGUGAAUUUAUUUCCCUUCUGAAGUUCCAAAGGGAAAGCCUACCUCUCCCUGCUGCAGGGAUUAAUGUCCCUCCAUUGUAAGACACACACGCUGUCUGCCUUUGUUAUUUGGUGCUGUAUAUAAACACUUUUUAUUUUUAUUGUAUAUUUCUAUGUGUAAAUGUACAUUUUAACACUUUGCAUAUGUAAGGCAUUAAAUAAAUGUUGGUUUGUGUUUUGAGGAAA